GUUUCAGUUUCCCUCCGCUCCGCCGAUCAUGGCCCCAGUCAUCCGUGUCGGGAAGGUCCUUUUGGGUACAGUCUACCCCAAGCGUCCGUGUUGGCGCUCUUUACUCGCGUGUUCUCUUGAUUCAAAUCACCCAAUUAUAAUUCUGGGGUGCCUCUGUAGUGUCCUCUAAACAACACAAAAAAAACACCAAACAUUCACAAAGCUGGGGUUCACGAGGGCGGGCUUACUUACUGUCUUCCUGAACUGUACUAACCCCACCCUUGUCUUGGAGCGUCCAUCCCCCCACCAACGUGCGGGAAGCAAGAUGCACCAGUGGCCACCGAAUUGUUUCCGGUCUUCCCCGGCCCUUCGCGGUAUAAAGUCGGCCGUUGGGCCCAGGGUGGUCAGACGGCGAUCGUGUGGCCCCAUCGCAACUUGCAGACUACAGAGCAGCCUAGUUCACCAUGCUGACUCUCAUAGUAAGCGACAGAGCCUCGCCUGCAGAAACGGGUCCCGGGUGUCGCCAACACGAGACUGACCUUCUUCCUGUGCAGGUGGCAGUUGUUUUGGCGGUGGCAGGGUCUUCCCUUGGUGCGACAGUGGGCGUCGGCGUGGUCCCGGGGACCCUCACGGCCGGCUCGGCAGCCCUCGGCCGGAGGGCGGUGGGCGUCGGCGUCGUCCCCGGGGGCACGACGGUGGUCAGCGGCGGCAACCCGGUCAUCGCUCCGGGUGUAGGCGUCACGACGGUGAUCAAGCCGGACCGCAUUCCUGUGAUUCCGCAGUAUGCUCGCACGUUUGGCUCCUUCUCCGGCGGACUGGCGGGUGUCGCGGGCGUCGCAGGUGGCGUCUCGGGCUACAUCCGCGACCAGUGGGAGAACCGGGACGGGUCGUUCGUCCGCGGCGGCUACUCGCUCGUGGACGCGGACGGCUCUCUGGUCGUCGUCGAGUACUCGUCCGACCCCAUCAACGGCUUCCGCGUCAUCGUCAAGCGCAGCGGCUUCCCCGACUACUUCCUCGACUCGAUCGUCCUGGGUGGCGCGCUGCCUGGCGGCUACCUCCCGCCCUUCUACAGCGACUUCGGCUUGGACUACAGCGACGACUACUACGGCUACGACUACGACUACUACUACGGCGGCCUCGGUUACGACUACGAUCUGGACUAUGUGCCGUCCUACUACAGCAGCCUAGACUACGACACGUACGCGCCGACCUACCUGGACACCUACGACUACGACAUUGACCUGGACCUCGACUACCGACGCCGUCGGCGUGCGGCCCCAGCAGCCUCCUCGUCGUCAUCGUCGUGAUCCUGACUCGUUCGCUCGGUGAAUCGGAACCCGAGCACAGAUAAGCUUCUUCCUCGGGCGCGGGCUCUGGGAAGCAGGCUGCGCCUGCCCGUGCGCCGGAGGGACGCCCUCAUGGACGCCACACCCUCCCCGUCAGUGGAGGCAGCCUAGGAAGCCACCAAGCCACCCUGCUGCCUUGCCUGGCCGCCGACCAGGAACUAACUUAUUAUCGUUGCCAUUCGGACUGCCAGCUGGAGAGGACAGCACCACGGGCUGGCCGCUGAGCUGACACGGGCGGACUGCCAAGACGGCCAAGACGACCACGUCGUCGCCGUCGCCACCUCGACUGAGAGCGGUAGAGCAGCUGGGCUGCUGACCGCCACCGUCCUCAUUGUAUCUUUAUUUAAUCUCUAUCCUACCUGUAAGAAAGCUUUUGCAUUAUUUAUUUCGCUCAUCGAAACUUGUGCGUGUUGAUGUUGAUGUCGCAUGACGUGUUCCAUAACUCAAUAAACACCAUGCCUUGUGGAA
Molecule: messenger RNA, 1793 nt
Organism: Frankliniella occidentalis (western flower thrips)
Lineage: Eukaryota; Metazoa; Arthropoda; Insecta; Thysanoptera; Thripidae
Exons: 2
Coding region: 444-1286 (280 amino acids)
Source: RefSeq, a predicted model, not a curated record